Lindgomyces ingoldianus is the source of this 1387-nucleotide messenger RNA. RefSeq names its product hydrolase, NUDIX family protein. The transcript has 3 exons. Bases 137 to 1375 code for a protein of 412 amino acids. NCBI's taxonomy places the organism in Eukaryota, Fungi, Ascomycota, Dothideomycetes, Pleosporales, Lindgomycetaceae. The record is from RefSeq and is a predicted model, not a curated record. Gene Ontology annotation, cellular component: cytosol. Gene Ontology annotation, molecular function: NADH pyrophosphatase activity. Gene Ontology annotation, biological process: NAD+ catabolic process; NADP+ catabolic process.
UGUGCAGGUAGGAUUGCUUUCUUGACAUCAACAUUUCCUACUUGUCUCUCCAGCUAUUGCUCUGCUCUCUUCGUUGGCUUUGUACUGUUCUGUGUGCUCGAACGGACUUUUAGACGGAUAGGCCCAGUUAGCAGUGAUGCCCCUCCCGCAACCUGACCUCCCGGAGCCCGCCCAUCCAGAUAUCGACUCAAUGUUGAGCCGGAAGUUUGGAAAGGAGAUUGCGAAUUACUUCUCCGGCUCACCACUGAACCGAGUAUCCUUCCUCCGCCCGGACCACGCCUUCCUCUCCCUCGCCUUAAAGCACCCGUCAACAUCCUUUCUUCUCUUUAAUAAAACCGAGCCUCUAAUCAAAUCUCCCACCGAACUCGCCUACGCCAAGUUCAAAGAUGUACAGCCGGUUAUCGGAAAUGAUCCCUUUGAGAAGAGUGAAGAAGACCAAAUUAAAGAGUAUAAUUCCGUGGCGUAUACGCCGCAGUUAGUGUUUCUAGGCUUGGACGAGAGCAAGGAAGGAUUGAUAUAUAAAGAAUAUUACAAGGGCCAGCCGUACUUUGCGUUGGAUAUAACACCCAAAGAGAGUGUCACCGAGGCGGCGGAGAAACUGAUCAAGGAUGUAGAGGGGCAGGGAAUGUCGUUUUCGAGGGGGCGGAUGCAUUUGUCACUACCGGCGCAAGAAGCCGCCAUCUACGCUGAAGCCCGCCACCUCCUCGACUGGAACGCCCGCAACCCCUUUUGUGCAGCCUGCGGCUACCCCACGCUCUCUGUAAACGCAGGUUUCAAGAGGACAUGUCCGCCUAGAGACCUAGCACCAAUGAUCAAAAACACCGCAAACACUCCAGAUAAACCUCCCUGCGCAACGCGCACUGGUAUCUCUAACCUCUCCUUUCCCCGCACUGACCCCACAGUCAUUAUGGCCGUAGUCUCCGCCGACGGCCAGAAGAUCCUCCUCGGUCGUCAAAAACGCUGGCCACCAUACUGGUAUAGCACGCUAGCCGGGUUUCUGGAACCCGCUGAAAGCGUCGAAGAAGCGGUCCGUCGCGAAGUAUGGGAAGAAUCUGGCAUCCACCUCGGACGCGUAGUUAUCCAUUCCACUCAGCCGUGGCCGUAUCCCGCAAAUCUAAUGAUUGGGGCUAUCGGGCAGGCAAUUCCGGGAGGUGAGGAGAUCCACUUGGGACACGAUGCCGAGUUGGAUGAUGCAAAGUGGUUUACGGCGGAAGAAGUGAGGGAGGCGUUGAGGGUAGGUACGAGUGGGUUAGGAGAGGGCCCAGGGCCGGAGUAUAAAGAGGGGGGUUUGCGGUUGCCGCCCAAGACGGCUAUUGCGAAUCAGUUGAUGAGUGCCGUGGUAGGAGGUUUUGUUAGUGGAAUGCCGAUGAUAUAGACGUAGACGUAG